AUGACGAAUCAUGUUCACUGUCUUUCAGCGCCGUCCUAUCGCCUUGUUCCCGGUCCCCAUUAUGGCCGCGUGGAAACCCUAUACCAGGGCUCCUGGGGUACGGCCUCUGUGGACGGCUUCGGCAAGGAGGAGGCGGACGUGCUUUGUCGCUCUCUUGGCUACACCGGCGGUAUAGGCAGCUUCCACAGCGCAGACAUGUACGGCGUUGGCUCUGGGGAAAUCUGGCUCUCGGGGUUGUCCUGCACAGGAAAUGAGAACUCUCUGGAAGAAUGUCCGCCUAAAAUAUGGGGCGGUCACACCAGCGCUACGCACGCCAGUGAUGCGGCGGUGUUUUGCUAUGGAUCGACAUCCAGUUUGCUGUCCCACGGUUGGUACGGCCGCGUCAUGCAGUACGUCGGCACCACUCUCAACAGCAUCUGUGACACCAGCUUUGACGAUAACGAGGCCAAC
Lingula anatina is the source of this 450-nucleotide messenger RNA. Its product is annotated as scavenger receptor cysteine-rich domain-containing protein DMBT1. Gene Ontology annotation, molecular function: calcium ion binding. The record is from RefSeq and is a predicted model, not a curated record. Gene Ontology annotation, cellular component: membrane. Lineage: Eukaryota; Metazoa; Brachiopoda; Lingulata; Lingulida; Lingulidae.